This is a messenger RNA of Antrostomus carolinensis (chuck-will's-widow), 504 nucleotides long. RefSeq names its product FKBP prolyl isomerase family member 6 (inactive) (gene FKBP6). The annotation marks the transcript as partial. The record is from RefSeq and is a predicted model, not a curated record. Gene Ontology annotation, cellular component: cytoplasm. NCBI's taxonomy places the organism in Eukaryota, Metazoa, Chordata, Aves, Caprimulgiformes, Caprimulgidae. Gene Ontology annotation, biological process: piRNA processing; spermatogenesis. Gene Ontology annotation, molecular function: Hsp90 protein binding. The transcript is spliced from 4 exons.
GAGCAGCAGGAGACGUUUCCACUGCAAAAGGUGUUGAAAGUGGCAAACAUGGAGAAAGAGUUUGGCAACUACUUCUACCGUAAGCAGCACUUCGAGGCUGCCAAAGGCAGAUACAAAAGGGCGUUCUCCAUCCUUGGUCGCAGCCCUUCCAGUGAGGCAGAGCGGUGUCAGGUUGAUGCUUCCAAGUUGCUGGUGCUCCUGAAUCUCUCACUCACUUACCUGAAAUUGGAACGUCCUGACCAAGCUUUGGCAUAUGGGGAGAAGGCCUUGGAGAUUGACCAAAGAAACGCCAAAGCGCUGUUCAGGUGUGGCCAGGCUUGUCUCUGCAUGUCGGAAUACAAGAAAGCCCGGGAGUUCCUGGUCAGAGCUCAGCAUAUACAGCCGUUUAACCGCGAUAUUAACAACGAGGUGAAAAAGCUGGCAAGAUGCUGCAAGGACUACCUGGAAAAGGAGAAAGAAAUGUGCUGCAAAAUGUUUGCCUCUCUCAACUCUUCUUCUGGCUGA